AGUCCCGGGACCCGGGAAGCAGUGGAGGGGCUCAGUUGUCUGCGCCGCGGAGCUAGGAGAUUAGGGGGUCCGUGGGCCGGGAGGACUUAGCGCACUCCGCUGCUUCUCCAGCCCGGGCAGCGGCGCAUGACCUGCCCAUCUUUCUGGUGCAGUUUUGGCGACAGUGGGACGGGGCAGGCAGCCUGCGGAGUCCCGGGCACUUUGCGGCGCAGUCUCCCCCCCCCCACCCCCCGGCACUGAAAAGACGACGGCAGCCUCUGCCUCAGCCCUGACACCAGGACUAUGUGUGCAGGCGGGACCUCCGGAGUUCCUUCCCCUGCGCGGCGGGGCGCCCAACGCGCUCACUAUCGGUCGCUGCCCCCGCCGCCGCCGCCCCGGCUGCCGCUGGCUGUGCUCUUUCUCCUGUCACUGGUAAGCCCAGUCCCCGCUGCCCUUGGCCGGGAGCUGCUGCCCCCGCACCUCGCAGGGGCCUCCGGGGUCCCCAUGGAGGACGCCAUAGUGCUGGCGAACCGUGGGCUCCGGGUGCCCUUGGGCCGUGAAGUCUGGCUGGACCCGCUGCGCGACUUGGUGCUGCAGGUGCAGCCGGGGGACCGCUGCGCGGUGACCGUGCUGGACAACGACGCGCUGGCCCAGCGGCCCGGCCGCCUGAGUCCCAAGCGCUUCCCGUGCGACUUCGGCCCCGGAGAGGUGAGCUAUUCGCAUCUAGGGGCGCGCAGCCCAUCGCGGGAUCGAGUCCGGCUGCAGCUGCGCUACGACGCGCCCGGAGGGGCGACGGUGCUCCCCUUGGUGCUGGAGGUGGAGGUGGUGUUCACCCAGCUGGAGAUCGUGAUUCGGAACUUGCCGCUGGUGGUGGAGGAGUUGCUGGGGACCAGCAAUGCCCUGGAUGCGCGGAGCCUGGAGUUCGCCUACCAGCCCGAGACUGAGGAGUGUCGUGUGGGCAUCCUGUCGGGUCUGGGUGCGCUGCCUCGCUAUGGGGAACUCCUGCACUACCCGCAGGGCCCGGAACCAGCACGCAAAGGGGGCGCCCAGGAGCCUCUGCUGAUGGAUUGCAAAGCUUUCCAGGAGCUGGGUGUGCGCUACCGCCACACAGGACCCAGUCGCUCGCCCAACCGGGACUGGGUGCCCAUGGUGGUGGAACUGCGCCAGAGAGGGACCCCUGCGGGUAGCCCGGCUUUGAAACGCGAGCACUUCCAGGUGCUGGUGAGAAUCCGAGCAGGGGCUGAGAAUACCGCCCCCAAGCCCAGCUUUGUCGCCAUGAUGAUGAUGGAGGUGGACCAGUUCGUGCUGACGGCCCUCACUCCGGACAUGCUGGCAGCCGAGGACGCUGAGUCCCCUCCUGACCUGCUUGUUUUCAACCUCACCUCUCCGUUCCUGCCAGGCCAAGGCUACCUGGUGAGCACCGAUGACCGGAGCCUGCCCCUCUCCUCCUUCACUCAGAAGGACCUACACCUCCUGAAGAUUGCCUACCAGCCCCCCUCGGAGGACUCUGACCAAGAGCGCCUCUUCGAGCUGGAACUGGAGGUGGUGGACCCAGAGGGAGCUGCCUCAGACCCCUUUGCCUUCAUGGUGGUGGUGAAGCCCAUGAACACACUGGCCCCCGUGGUCACCCGGAACACUGGCCUCAUUCUCUAUGAGGGCCAGUCUCGGCCUCUCACGGGUCCCAUAGGCAGUGGCCUCCAAAACUUAGUGAUCAGUGAUGAGGACGACCUAGAGGCAGUGCAACUGGAGGUUGUGGCUGGCCUCCGGCAUGGUCACCUUGUCCUUCUGGGUGCUUCUUCCUAUAGCCCUGCUCCUAAGACGUUCACAGUGGCUGAGCUGGCUUCUGGCCAGGUGGUCUAUCAUCAUGACGACCAAGAUGGCUCACUCAGCGACAACCUGGUGCUUCGAAUGGUGGACGGAGGGGGCAGGCACCAGGUGCAGUUUCUGUUCCCUAUCACACUGGUGCCUGUGGAUGACCAGCCCCCAGUCCUCAAUGCCAACACUGGACUGACUCUGGCUGAGGGAGAAACAGUACCCAUCCUGCCUCUCAGCCUCAGUGCCACUGACAUGGACUCAGAUGACUCUCUCCUGCUCUUUGUGUUAGAGUCACCAUCCUCCACUUCAGGGCAGCUGCUUCUCCGCCAAACUCACCCUCCCCUGAAUGGGGAGGAGGAGGAAGAGUUGGUUAAGACAUCUUGGAGAAAGCAGGGAGCAUUCUUUGAGCGAACAGUGACAGCAUGGCGGCAGCGGGACAUAACAGAGGGGCGUCUCUUCUAUAGACAUACUGGGCCCCAUACCCCUGGGCCAGUGAUGGACCAGUUCACCUUUCGAGUCCAGGAUAACCACGAUCCCCCUAACCGGUCUGGGCUCCAGAAGUUCGUGAUCCGCAUUCACCCCGUGGACCGCCUCCCUCCAGAGCUGGGCAGUGGCUGUGCCCUGCGGAUGGUGGUGCAGGAGUCCCAACUCACGCCACUGAGGAAGAAGUGGUUGCGCUACACUGACCUGGACACCGAGGAUCGAGAAUUGCGCUACACGGUGACCCAGCCCCCCGUGGACACAGAUGAAAACCACUUGCCAGCCCCUCUUGGCACCUUGGUCCUGACUGACAACCCUUCAGUGGUGGUGACCCAGUUUACCCAAGCCCAGAUCAACCACCAUAAAAUUUCAUACAGACCACCGGAUCAGGAACUGGGAGUGGCUGCCCGAGUGGCCCAGUUCCAGUUCCAAGUGGAGGACCGGGCUGGGAAUGUUGCUCCAGGAGUCUUUACGCUUUACUUACAGCCUGUGGAUAAUCAGCCCCCUGAGAUCCUCAACACUGGCUUUACUAUUCAGGAGAAGGGGCAGCACAUUGUGAGUGAGGCAGAGUUGCAUGUGAGUGACGUGGACACCGAUGCAGCCCACAUCACUCUUACUCUCACACAGCCACCCAGGCAUGGUCACAUGCAAGUAUCUGGACAGAUUCUGCAUGUUGGGGAGACCUUCCAGUUGGAGGACAUAAAACAGGGUCGAAUUUCCUACAUCCAUAGUGGAGAUGUGUCCCUGACUGACAGCUGCACGUUGGAGGUCAGCGACAGACACCAUGUGGUGCCCAUUACUCUCAGAGUGACUGUCCGCUCAGUGGAUGGUGAGGUACCCAUGCUGAGUCUCCCUGUGGGCACUCUGGGGACCUAUCUUGAUGUCCUAGAACAUGGGGCUACUGAAAUCACUGCCAAUAUCAUCAAGGGGACUGAAGAGCACACUGAUGACUUGAUGCUGACUUUCAUCUUGGAGGAUCCACCCAUGUAUGGGGAAAUACUUGUCAAUGGCAUUCCAGCAGAGCAGUUUACCCAAAGGGACAUCUUGGAAGGCUCUGUUGUCUAUGCACACACUAGUGGUGAGAUAGGUCUGUUGCCCAAAGAGGACUCUUUCAACCUGAGUCUGUCGGAUACGUCGCAAGAAUGGAGAAUAGGUAUGAAUACUAUCCAAGGAGUGACAGUGUGGGUGACUAUCCUUCCAGUUGACAACCAGGCGCCAGAAAUUUCUGUGGGUGAGCACUUUAUAGUUAUGGAAGGUGAGAAAAGUGUUAUAACCUCCAUGCAUAUAAGUGCCAAAGAUAUUGAUUCCCUAAAUGAUGACAUCUUGUGCACGAUAGUGGUCCAGCCCACCUCGGGUUAUGUGGAAAACAUUUCUCCAGCACCUGGCUCUGAAAAAUCAAGAGCAGGCAUUGCCAUAAGUGCCUUCACUCUGAAAGAUCUCAGGCAGGGCCAUAUUGACUAUGUCCAGAGCGUCCAUAAGGGGGUGGAGCCCGUAGAAGACCGAUUUAUAUUUCGUUGUUCUGAUGGCAUUAACUUCUCAGAGAGGCAGUUUUUCCCUAUUGUCAUCAUCCCCACCAAUGAUGAGCAGCCAGACAUCUUCAUGAGGGAGUUUAUAGUAAUGGAGGGCAUGAGUCUGGUAAUUGACACUCCCAUCCUCAAUGCUGCUGAUGCUGAUAUUCCCCAGGAUGAUCUCACUUUCAUGAUCACCCAAUUUCCUACUCAUGGUCACAUCAUGAACCAGCUGAUAAAUGGCACAGUUUUGGUUGAAAGCUUCACCUUGGACCAGAUCAUAGAGAGUUCCAGCAUUAUUUAUGAACACGAUGACUCUGAGACUCAGGAAGACAGCUUUGUGAUUAGGCUGACAGAUGGUAAGCACUCUGUGGAAAAGAUGGUCCUCAUUAUGGUUAUCCCAGUUGAUGAUGAGACCCCCAGAAUGGCCAUCAAUAAUGGACUAGAAAUUGAAAUUGGGGAGACCCAAAUCAUCAACAAUAGAAUAUUAAUGGCAACUGAUUUAGACUCUGAAGACAGAUUCUUGGUUUAUAUUAUUCGUUAUGGGCCUGGUCAUGGUGUAUUACAGAGACAAAAACCAACAGGGACCUUUGAAAAUAUCACACUGGGCAUGAAUUUUACCCAAGAUGAUUUGGAUAGAAACCUUAUUCAGUAUGUCCAUUUCGGGCAAGAAGGCAUCCGGGACCUAAUUAAAUUUGAUGUGACUGAUGGAAUAAACGCCCUCAUAGACCGUUACUUUUAUGUGUCCAUUGGAAGCAUUGACAUUGUCUUCCCUGAUGUGAUAAGUAAGGGAGUGUCUUUGAAAGAAGGUGGUAAAGUCACCCUCACAACAGACCUACUCAGCACUAGUGACUUGAACAGUCCUGAUGAAAACUUGGUGUUUACAAUUACCAGGGCUCCCAUUCGAGGUCACUUAGAGUGCACUGAUCAAGCUGGAGUGUCCAUCACCUCCUUCACUCAGCUUCAACUGGCUGGAAACAAAAUCUACUAUAUCCACACAGCUGACGAUGAGGUGAAGAUGGACAGUUUUGAGUUUCAAGUCACUGACGGACGAAACCCUGUCUUCCGGACAUUCCGUAUCUCCAUCAGUGAUGUGGACAACAAAAAGCCAGUGGUCACCAUUCACAAACUGGUUGUCAGUGAGGGUGAAAACAAACUGAUCACCCCCUUUGAACUCACUGUGGAAGACAGGGAUACUCCAGACAAACUCCUCAAGUUCACAAUCACCCAGGCGCCUGUUCAUGGUCAACUCUUAUUAAACAACACCAGGCCUGUCAUGGUUUUUACCAAGCAAGACCUGAAUGAGAACUUAAUCAGCUACAGACAUGAUGGCACUGAAUCAAGUGAAGACAGCUUCUCCUUCACUGUGACUGAUGGUUCCCAUUCAGAGUUCUUCGUGUUUCCUGAUACUGUAUUCGAAACGAGGAGACCACAAGUGAUGAAGAUCCAGGUGUUAGCCAUUGACAAUAAUGCCCCCCAGGUUGCUGUGAACAAAGGAGCCUCCACACUUCGAAUUCUGGCUACUGGCCACUUGGGGUUCAUGAUCACAAACAAAAUAUUGAAAGUGGAGGACAGAGACAGUUUACAUUUUUCUCUUAGGUUCAUUGUGACAGAGACCCCCAGACACGGAUAUCUCCUCAACCUGGGCAAAGGCAACCACAGUGUCACCCAGUUUACACAAGCUGACAUUGAUGAUAUGAACAUCUGCUAUGUUUUAAGAGAAGGAGCUAAUGCCACGAGUGACAUAUUCUACUUCACAGUUGAAGAUGGUGGUGGAAACAAGUUGACUAAACAGCAUUUUCGUCUAAAUUGGGCGUGGAUCUCCUUUGAAAAGGAGUAUUACCUCAUCAACGAAGACUCCAAAUUUCUAGAUGUUGUUCUUAAACGUAGAGGCUACUUGGGAGAAACUUCAUUUAUAAGUAUUGGCACAAGAGACGGAACUGCACAAAAAGACAAAGACUUCAAGGGCAAAGCACAGAAACAAGUGCAGUUCAACCCAGGCCAGACCAGAGCCACAUGGAGAGUUCGGAUCUUGAGUGACGGAGAACAUGAGCAGUCUGAGACCUUCCAGGUGGUUCUCUCAGAGCCAGUGCUGGCUGCCCUAGAGUUCCCCUCCUUGACUACCGUGGAGAUCAUUGACCCAGGAGAUGAAUCAACUGUAUUUAUUCCUCAGUCUGAAUACUCCAUUGAGGAAGAUGUCGGUGAACUGUUCAUCCCCAUCAGAAGAAGUGGUGACAUAAGCCAGGAGUUGAUGGUGAUGUGCUAUACACAGCAAGAAACUGCAACAGGAACUGUGCCCACAUCAGUGCUGUCCUAUUCUGAUUACAUAUCCAGGCCCGAGGACCACACCAGCAUGGUCCGCUUCGACAGAAAUGAACGCGAGAAAAUGUGUAGGAUUAUAGUGAUUGACGACUCUUUGUAUGAGGAGGAAGAAACGUUCCAGGUCCUUCUGAGCAUGCCCAUGGGUGGGAGAAUUGGAUCAGAGUUCCCAGGAGCUAGAGUUACAAUUGUCCCCGACAAAGAUGAUGAACCCAACUUCUACUUUGGUGACCUUGAGUACUCUGUGGAUGAGAGCGCAGGCUAUGUGGAAGUGAGGGUGUGGAGAACCGGCAUGGACCUAUCCAGGCCUUCUAGUGUCACUGUGAGAUCUCGGAAAACGGAUCCUCCCUCUGCUGAUGCAGGAACAGACUAUGUAGGAAUCAGUCGCAAUUUAGAUUUUGCACCUGGAGUCAACAUGCAGACUGUUCGUGUCAUCAUCCUCGAUGAUCUUGGGCAGCCAGUGCUGGAGGGAAUUGAGCAAUUUGAACUGAUACUUCGUAUGCCAAUGCACGCUGCCCUUGGCGAGCCCAGCAAGGUCACAGUGUCCAUAAACGACUCUGUCUCAGACUUGCCCAAGAUGCAAUUCAAAGAACGCAUAUAUAGUGGCAAUGAAAAUGAUGGACAGAUAGUAGCAAUGAUCCAUAGGAGUGGAGAUAUCCAGUUCAGGUCAUCAGUGAGAUGUUAUACACGGCAGGGCUCUGCCCAAGUGAUGAUGGACUUUGAAGAACGACCAAACACUGAUGCCUCCAUCAUAACAUUCCUGUCUGGUGAGACUGAGAAACCUUGCCUCCUUGAACUGAUGGAUGAUGUACUGUAUGAGGAGAUAGAGGAGCUCCGUCUGGUUCUUGGCGCCCCACAAAGCAACUCUCCUUUUGGGGCUGCAGUUGGUGAACAAAAUGAAACUCUGAUCCGGAUCCAAGAUGAUGCUGACAAGGCAAUUAUUAAAUUUGGGGAAACCAAAUUUAGUGUCAGUGAGCCCAAAGAACCAGGACAGUCAGUGGUUAUAAAGAUCCCAGUGAUUCGCCAAGGAGACACGUCAAAGGUUUCCAUUGUGAGGGUCCACACCAAGGAUGGCUCUGCUACUUCUGGAGAAGAUUAUCACCCUGUUUCAGAAGAAAUUGAAUUUAAGGAGGGAGAAACCCAACACAUAGUUGAAAUAGAAGUAAUCUUCGAUGGGGUAAGAGAAAUGAGAGAAGCCUUCACUGUUCACCUAAAACCCGAUGAAAAUAUGAUAGCAGAGACACAGGUGACCAAAGCUAUUGUGUACAUAGAGGAGAUGAACAGCAUGGCAGAUGUCACUUUUCCUUCAGUUCCACAGAUUGUGUCCUUACUGAUAUAUGAUGACACUUCCAGGGCCAAAGCAAAUGCUGAACCCAUGUCUGGCUAUCCUGUCGUCUGUGUCACAGCUUGCAACCCUAAGUAUUCAGACUAUGACAAAACAGGCUCGAUUUGCAUGAGUGAGAACAUCAACAACACUCUGACACGGUACCGAUGGCUAAUUAGCGCCCCAGCUGGGCCUGAUGGUGUGACCAGCCCCAUGAGAGAAGUGGACUUUGACACCUUUUUCACAUCAUCCAAGAUGAUCACUUUAGACUCUAUAUACUUUCAGCCAGGCUCCAGAGUUCAGUGUGCAGCUCGUGCUGUGAAUGCCAAUGGCAAUGAAGGCUUAGAGCUGCUGAGCCCUAUUAUAACCAUUGGCAGGGAGGAAGGUCUUUGUCAGCCUCGGGUGCCAGGAGUUGUGGGAGCAGAGCCGUUCUCAGCUAAGUUGCGCUACACAGGCCCUGAGGACCCAGAAUACACAAAUGUCAUCAAGCUCACAGUCACUAUGCCACACAUAGAUGGCAUGCUCCCGGUGAUCUCUACUAAAGAGCUUUCCAACUUUGAGCUCACCCUCAGCCCCGAUGGCACGAGAGUGGGGAACCACAAGUGCUCCAACCUCCUGGAUUACACUGAAGUGAAAACUCACCACGGCUUCCUGACUGAUGCUACAAAAAAUCCAGAAAUAGUUGGAGAAACCUAUCCUUACCAGUACAGCUCCACUGUCAGAGGUUCUAGCACCUUACGUUUCUACCGGAACCUGAACCUAGAGGCCUGCUUGUGGGAGUUUGUCAGCUACUAUGACAUGUCAGAACUGCUCACUGACUGUGGAGGCACCAUUGGAACUGAUGGACAGGUGCUAAACCUUGUGCAGUCCUAUGUGACCCUUCGAGUUCCUCUGUAUGUUUCCUACGUGUUCCAUUCUCCAGUUGGGAUAGGAGGCUGGCAACAUUUUGACUUGAAGUCUGAGCUCCGUCUAACAUUCGUAUAUGACACUGCCAUCUUGUGGAAUGAAGGAAUUGGCAGCCCACCGGAAGCUGAACUUCAAGGUGCUCUCUAUCCAACCAGCAUGCGCAUUGGUGAAGAAGGGCGUUUGGUUGUGAACUUCAAGACAGUGGCUCAAUUCCAUGGCUUAUUUGUGCUGUCACAUCCUGCCUCCUUCACAAGUUCAAUGAUCAUAUCAGCGGAUCAUCCAGGUCUGACAUUUUCCCUCCGCCUAGUAAGGAGUGACCCCACCUAUAAUCAGCCACAGCAGCAAUGGAGCUUCGUGUCUGACUUUGCAAUACGUGACUACUCGGGGACCUACACUGUGAAAUUGCUGCCGUGCACUACUCCAUCUCACCAAGAGUACCGCCUGCCAGUCACUUGUAACCCCAGAGAGCCCGUCACCUUUGACCUGGACAUUCGAUUCCAACAGGUUAGUGAUCCAGUGGCAGCUGAGUUUAGCUUGAACACUCAAAUGUAUCUGCUCUCCAAGAAGAGUCUGUGGCUGUCUGAUGGAUCCAUGGGAUUUGGGCAAGAAAGUGAUGUUGCUUUUACAGAAGGGGAUGUAAUUUAUGGCCGUGUCAUGGUGGAUCCUGUCCAGAAUCUCGGUGACUCCUUUUACUGCAGCAUUGAAAAGGUGUUCCUAUGCACUGGAGCUGAUGGCUACGUUCCCAAGUAUAGUCCAACCAAUGCAGAAUAUGGCUGUUUAGCUGAUGCUCCAUCCCUCUUAUACAGAUUUAAAAUUGUGGACAAAGCUCAGCCAGAGACUCAAGAUAUUAGUUUUGGAAAUAUCCUGUUUAAUGCCAAACUGGCAGUGGAUGACCCUGAAGCUAUUCUUUUAGUGAAUCAGCCUGGAUCUGAUGGAUUUAAAGUGGACUCAACAGCACUGUUUCAGGUCACUCUGGGAAGAGAGUGGUACAUACACACCAUCUACACAGUAAGAUCAAAAGGCAGUGCCACACGAGGCAUAGGCAAAAGAAGUGUGGAGUCCCAGUACCACUCUUUGGUGAGUCAAGGCAAGCCUCAAGCAACUGCCAAGAGACAGACUAAGAGAGAGAUCAAGAGCACACCCCAGCUAGCAUGGGAAAUCGGAGCUGAAAACAACCGAGGAACGAAUAUCCAGCAUAUUGCCCUGGACCGCUCUAGCAGGAAGCAGGUCCCCCCAGGGAGAGUUCCUCCUGAAGGCGUACUUCCCAGGGAGCUCAACAAUCCCAGCUCUGAGAUCAACCUGGUCACAGUCUUGGGAGCUAUCACAUCAGUAUUUAUUGCCCUCUGCCUCACUGCCAUUGCAGCAAUGAUGUACAAAAAUAAGAAGGGUGCCAGGAGGAAGGAUGUCUCAAAGAGCUCUGGCAGCAGCGAGCCCAUGAUGCCCCCAAAGAGCCACUACAGCGACAGCUCAGAGGUUUGAUGAGGCAGGUGGAGCUCAGCCUUUUCCUCAAGUGCCUCAAAAAGUACAAUCAAAUCCCAAAGGACCCUGUGAGAGGCAGAGAACUGGGGACGUCUGUGACAAAGCGCUCAGAGGAACGGACUCAUGAACUUUGAUUUGAAUUAUCUAGUCAUUCAUGUGUCAAAGGACAAAUUCAGACCACAGAUCACAUACAUCUUACCCCGAAGGCACAACUGUGUAUUCACAGGUACAUGGAUCCAAAGACUAUAGUAUUUUUAAGCGUUUUUCUCUACACAGUGCAGAUGAACUUGCCUAAAGGUGCUCAUAGACCCUCUCAGCUAUUUAAGAGGAGUCUGUUAUUGCUUUAUUUGUAUGAAUCUUGAUGGGACAGUUGUCACAUUGUUUGUUCAUUGUGUAACAGUGUAUUAAUAGAAAGGUACUAAUUGGUGGUCUCAAAGAAUGGCAAACACAAGAUUUAUUAUGACAAGUUUUCUGAUUGAUGUGGACAGUAUGGAAUUAUGACCGGAAGUUGCUCAAUGCACAAAUCAUCUUUUUGCUACAUGAGGGGAAGGAAAGAUAGAGGGAAAGUAACUCAAAAGUUACUUUUAGGGAAAGUAACCUGGGUUUCAGUUCUUUCUCGUCCUCAUCAGACCCUCGUUUUAUUUGCUUAUUUAAUUUUAAAUUAAACCAAAGAAUAUGGUAAGACUGUAAGAACUUGUUCAAGUGAGAUUGUUAUGUUUUGGAUAUAUAGUAAGAAAUAGUAGAGUUCUUGCAUGAUAAUAUGCCUUAUGGUGCUCACACUUGUGGCAGCUGAGAGGGUGCUAACAUUUUGAUGGCAACAAAGAUACACUAUAGAGUUAGUGACAUUUACAAGACAAUGUUCCCUAAGAACUGAGCCUAGGUGUUUGCAGUAUUGAACAUCCUUACAGAUGGUGAAGGGGGAAUGUUAUAUUUAUUAAAAUAAAAAUAUUUAACCAAA
Erinaceus europaeus (western European hedgehog) is the source of this 10768-nucleotide messenger RNA. RefSeq names its product FRAS1 related extracellular matrix 2 (gene FREM2). Gene Ontology annotation, biological process: cell communication. The transcript is spliced from 24 exons. Bases 283 to 9810 code for a protein of 3175 amino acids. Gene Ontology annotation, cellular component: membrane. NCBI's taxonomy places the organism in Eukaryota, Metazoa, Chordata, Mammalia, Eulipotyphla, Erinaceidae. The record is from RefSeq and is a predicted model, not a curated record.